Messenger RNA from Coregonus sp. 'balchen', 13633 nucleotides. The record is from the annotation of a GenBank genome assembly. NCBI's taxonomy places the organism in Eukaryota, Metazoa, Chordata, Actinopteri, Salmoniformes, Salmonidae.
AGCAAAGACAUCGGGGUGCAGAUGCACGAGGAGUUGGUAAAAGUCACGAAUGAGCUCUACACUGUGAGUAAACAACAACAUGUCAUUCUCUCUCUCUCUCUCACCCCUCUUUCUCGCUCUCCCCUCUCUCUCUCUCUCGCUCUCUGUCUUGUUCUUUUUUCUCUCUCUCCUUCUUUUUCUCUUCCCCCAUAUCUUUGUACUGUACAGUAUCUCCUUCAAUCCACUCUCCAUGUUUGUUAGUUAGCCUCCUGAAGCUAACUCCAUUCCACUAGACCCACCUCAGACCCUCUGGCUCUCUGCUCUAGUCUCUGGGUUGCCCAGGAUCUGCCCAGUGCAGAAUAGCUUUAUCAGCACUCCUGCAGUACAGCCUUGCUACACAGGUCAUUUCUUUCUGCCCUGGAGGACAUGAAGAAUUUGCAUUUUUCCUCCCUCUGUGAGAGAAGUUAUAGUUGAAGGAGAAACUGUACUUGCCAUUGGCUCUGCUCCAAGCUGACUCAGCAGUUUCCACUGCAGUGGAGGUCUGCUCACUGCCAAGGUGUAUCGUCACAUAUUUACAUAUUCAGCCCAUGCUACACAGGAUCAAACACAGAUCUGUUGUUAAAGUUAAAAGGCAACCUUCUCUUCUGUCGGUAAAUUGACUGUGUACAUGCAUAGAAGAGUAUGCAUACGCAUGCAUGCACGCACUCACACACACACACACACAUGCAAACACAUACGCACACACAAUAAUGAAUGCUCAAUCAAAUCAAAUUGUAUUUGUCUCAUGCUCCAAAUACAACAAGUGUAGACUUUACAGUGAAAUACUUACUCACGAGCCAUUUACCAACAAUGCAGUUAAAAAGUAAGAACAUUACAAAUUGAUUAAAAUAAAAUAGUAACACAAUAAAAUAACAAUAACAAGGCUAUAUAUAUGCUAUAUACAAAGAGUACCAGUACCGAGUCAGUGUACUGGGGUACGAGGUAGUUGGGGUGAUUGAUUGAGGUAAUAUGUACAUGUAGGUUUGGUUAGGUGAUUAAUUGAUUGAAGUACAUGUAGGUAGGGGGUGAAUUGCAGAAAGUCUGGGUAGCCAUUUAAUUAACUGUUCAACAGUCUUAUGGCUUUGGGGUAGAAGCUGUUCAGGAGCCUUUUGGUCCCAGACUUGACGCUCCGGUAUCGCUUGCUGUGCAGUAGCAGAGAGAACAGACUGUGACUUGGGUGGAUGGAGUCCACGACAAUUUUUAGGGCCUUCCUCUGACACCGCCUGGUAUUAGAGGUCCUGGGUGACAGUGAGCUUGGCCACAGUGAUGUACUGGGCCCUACGCACUACCCUCUGUAGUGCUUUGCGGUCGGAUGUCAAGCAGUUGCCAUACCAAGCGGUGAUGCAGCCAGUCAAGAUGCUCUCGAUGGUGCAGCUGUAUAACAUUUUGAGGAUCUGAGGGCCCAUGCCAAAUCUUUUCAGCCUCCUGAAGGGGUAGAGGUGUUGUCGUGACCUCUUCACGACUGUGUUGGUGUGUUUGGACCAUGUUAGGUCCUUAGUGAUGUGGACACAGAGGAACUUGAAGCUCUCGACCGUCUCCACUACAGCCCCGUCAAUGUGAAUGGGGGCGUGCUCGGCCGCUCCGUUUCCUGUAGUCCACGAUCAGCUCCUUUGUCUUGCUGACGUUGUGAGAUUUUAUGUGUGCGCGUGUGCAUGCGCGUGUGAGGGUGUAUAUGUGUGUGUCUGUGUAUGUGUGUGUGUGACAGGAAGGCACUCAUUUGUGAAAUGUGAUGCCUAUUUCUGGCAUGCCAUGGCAUGUCUCUGUAACACAGACAGUAUGGACUCUAUUGGCUGUGUAGCCAGAGUUCUGGAUCACAAUCAAUAUGUAGAGAAUGACAUUGUCCACUAGCCAGACAGCUAAACCAGCAGCCACAUUACAGAAGCUGGUAUUAUAUCAGUUGUAAUAGAAUGUUAAUCCAGUUAGUUUGUUUUGGUUGGAACACUGUGUUGAAAUGGAUAUAGAAUGGCUGUGACUGACUAGUGUCGACACAUGCCGUGUCUGUCCAUUCACAUCCCUCAGAUAGAUAUUUAAGGGCUGUAGGCAGGCCAGUGAGCAUUGGUAAAAUAACACGAUCACACUGUGCAGCAGCAAGCAUGCAUAGCUACAUGAAACCCAUAGAAAUACCUGGGCUUUAAAUACACUACGUGGCUAAAUGGCCGCAUGAGAAUGAUUCUGCAUGACAUGCAACAUAAUGAUGCAGAUUUUCAUUUAUUAGCUUUUUUUCAUGUGUAUGUCUCAUUUAUACGUUCACAUACACACAGUAGGUGACAUAGUUCAUAGCUAGGCCUUGUACAUACUUGUACAGUGUUGAUGUAUAAUGCACAAUGUGAGAGCCAGCUUGGCUUUAACCACAUCUCCAGCUUCCAGUCAGAAUCAAAGUGUCCUCUCUUGUUUCACACCCAGCAACAGCCAGAGGAAUGAGGAAAGGUUCUCUGUAACUCAGCUAGAGAAAAGGAUCUCUGUAACUUGGCUACGACAAUCUUCCUGCUGGUUUCACUUGCUCUCUCCUCACAUCGAUUACUUCAAUCAGAGUUGCUAGGAGACCUGUAAGAGAGAGGGUGAGUUUGUAGUGUGUGAGGGGAGAGGAAAGCAACAGCGGUAACCUAAUUUUAGCACUCAGUCACAAAUCUCUCAUUCAGUAUACAGGAUACAAUCGGAUUAGCAUGCGGAAUCCUAACUUUAGAUAUCUCCCAUUGACAUCAAGUCUGUUAUAUGCUUAUCGUGAGUUUAGUGUAUUGCUGUAGUUACUCCGUUGAGUUACUCCCAUGACCACAGUUCUAUACAAUGUUCUGUUUAAUGUUCACACACACACACACACACACUGCUCUAAUCAUUGUCCUCCUGUCCCUGUGUAGGUGAUGAAGACGUACCACAUGUACCACACAGAGAGCAUCAGCGCUGAGAGCAAGCUGAAGGAGGCGGAGAAACAGGAAGAGAAGCAGAUUGGCAAGGCCAAUGAUGUCAGCACCAGCCUCUUGCGCCAUGACGACCGCCCACAGCGACGCAGCUCCGUCAAGAAGAUGGAGAAGAUGAAGGAGAAGGUGUGGCUUGGGCUGAGUGUGUGUGUUCUACCAAUUGUCUGUAAAAGCUCAGAGGACUUGGAUGCAUUAGCCUCUGACAUUUAAUCAGUUAAUGUAUACACUAAUGACCAAAAAACUUUAACUGGUUUUGUUGCUGUGGUAAGAAUGGACUUCUAUUGUUUCAUGUGUCGCAUGUAAAGUAUUUUGAUGAAAUUAGUUAUCCAUAGAUGGAACUAAAUGUUUUACAUCCUUAGUAUAAGAAUCGAUUUAGAAAUAGAUCAUCUAUUCUACCAGAGAGACAAGCUAGUGAUGAUAACUGUUAGUUUAUAUUCUACCAUUCAGAGAGACAAGCUAGUGAUUAAUAACUGUUAGUUUCUAUUCUACCAUUCAGAGAGACAAGCUAGUGAUGAUAACUGUUAGUUUCUAUUAUAACAUUCAGAGAGACAAGCUAGUGAUGAUAACUGUUAGUUUCUAUUAUAACAUUCAGAGAGACAAGCUAGUGAUGAUAACUGUUAGUUUCUAUUAUAACAUUCAGAGAGACAAGCUAGUGAUGAUAACUGUUAGUUUCUAUUAUAACAUUCAGAGAGACAAGCUAGUGAUGAUAACUGUUAGUUUCUAUUAUAACAUUCAGAGAGACAAGCUAGUGAUGAUAACUGUUAGUUUCUAUUCUACCAGAGAGACAAGCUAGUGAUGAUAACUGUUAGUUUCUAUUCUACCAGAGAGACAAGCUAGUGAUGAUAACUGUUAGUUUAUAUUCUACCAUUCAGAGAGACAAGCUAGUGAUUAAUAACUGUUAGUUUCUGUUCUACCAUUCAGAGAGACAAGCUAGUGAUGAUAACUGUUAGUUUCUAUUAUAACAUUCAGAGAGACAAGCUAGUGAUGAUAACUGUUAGUUUCUAUUCUACCAGAGAGACAAGCUAGUGAUGAUAACUGUUAGUUUAUAUUAUAACAUUCAGAGAGACAAGCUAGUGAUUAAUAACUGUUAGUUUAUAUUCUAACAUUCAGAGAGACAAGCUAGUGAUUAAUAACUGUUAGUUUCUAUUCUACCAUUCAGAGAGACAAGCUAGUGAUGAUAACUGUUAGUUUCUAUUCUACCAUUCAGAGAGACAAGCUAGUGAUGAUAACUGUUAGUUUCUAUUCUACCAGAGAGACAAGCUAGUGAUUAAUAACUGUUAGUUUAUAUUCUACCAUUCAUACCAUAUGUAAAAAUGUAUGCAUACAUGACUGUAAGUCGCUUUGGAUAAAAGCGUCUGCUAAAUGGCAUAUUAUUAUUUAUUAUUAUUAUCAAUGGUUUACUGAUUUGUCUCCCUCUCCCCCCUAACCCCCCCCCCCCCCCCCCCCCCCCUCUAUCUCGCUUUUUCGCUCUCUCUCUCCCUCUCUCUUCUCUCCCUCUCUCCCCAGAGACAAGCAAAAUACUCUGAAAACAAGCUGAAGUGCACUAAAGCCCGGAACGACUAUUUGUUAAACCUGGCCGCGACCAAUGCUCUGGUGGCCAAAUAUUACAUCCACGAUGUCUCUGACAUGAUAGAUGUGAGUGGGUGGUACAGGACAUGCUGAUUAUAACAAAGUGAGAAUAGUAGAAUCCAUUUGAUACACGAAAGCCCAGUAGCAUCUUGUAACACAUAGGGUAUUUUAUUCUACGUUAGCGUUCUAUUGGUUGCAAUGAAUAAUAGAUACAGUAGUUUGAUUAAUUGAAGCAUAGUAGCAUCUUGUGACACAGUAUCUCCUCUUUUGUUUGAAGUUAGCAUUUUAUUGAUUGUAAUGGAUUGCAAUGAUAAUUGAUACAGUAAUAGAUAGUUUGAUAAAUGGAAGCAUAGUAGCAUCUUGUGACACAGUAUCUCUCCCCAUUGGUUUGGAACUAACAGUAUGUGCUUCUCAAUGGUGGUAACCAUAGAAAUAUAAUUACUAGAACAGACAUUCCUUUUGUAGUAGUUCUAAUUCUAUGGUAAUGACUGUAUUUGGUAUAAAUAUUUAGUGGCAUUUGCACAUCCAAUUGUCAGGUUCUAGACGGAAAAAAACAAUAUGAUUGUGUAUGUGACUUUUAUGACUGGGUACUUUUCCUGCUCAUCCCAACCUGGGUUAGGUUUAUGGUUAUUGCUGUCAUAAUGACUGUGUAUUUUCCCUGUCUGUGACCUGGGUAAGGGUUAUUUAUAUGGUAAUGACUGUGUAUUUUCCCUGUCUGAUUGGGUAAGGGUUAUUGCUGUCAUAAUGACUGUGUUGUGUUGUCCAUGCCUCCCCCCAGUGCUGUGACAUGGGCUACCAUCCCAGCCUGGCGCGGACCCUGAGGACCUACCUGUCUGCAGAGUACAGCCUGGAGACGUCCCGCCAUGAGGGGCUGGACCAGCUUGAGGGGGCCGUGGAUGCCAUGGAUGUCAGGGGGGACAAACACAGGGUCAUGGACAUGCACAGUCAGAUCUUCUGCCCGCCCGCACGCUUCGACUACCAGCCACACAUGGGCGACGAGGUGAGGGAGGCGGAGGGUUUGUGAUUGGAGGGGUGAUUGUAACAGCAAUGCCAGGGUCUUGGGUGGGUUCCCUUCUGGGAGCCUAUAAAAAAACGAGUUAUCUCGCUCUCUCUCUCUCUACACUAUAUUAUCUAUCUAUCUAUCUACUGUAUCUAUCUAUCCACUGUAUCUAUCUAUCUAUCUACUGUAUCCAUCUAUCUCAUCUAAUCUAUCUAUCAGGGUUUACGUUAGCUGGUAAUUGAACGUCAUUUUUUUUUCCCAGCCGAUAAAAGAAUUGCUGCCUGCCAAAUUGACCGGGAGAAAAACAAUAGUAGGCAGGCUAUUUUCAUGGAUCAGUUUAAUUUCAAUAAUAAUGUUAUAACUUCUCAAAAUCAUUGUCACGUGGUUAAUCAUUAAAAUCUUAAUUAAAAUGAUAAAAAUAUCAUGCGAGAGCACCAGCAUCUGCCAUAUGGACACAUUUAUCCACCGUGAUCAUUGGCGGCUAAAUAGCCUAAAUGAGUGCAUGGAAGUCAGAGAUGGCCGAUGCAGCCGGUGGCCUAGAACUUAUUGUCAACUAAGUAAAGAUACAUAAAGCCGACAAAUAAAAACAGUAGAAAAUAUACUGAUGAAAAUCAUAUAAACUUUAUUUUGUUGUCCAGAAGCCAAAUGCAUGAUCCUAGUCAUAUUAGCAACCCAUCUGAGUUGUUGCAUCUUUAGAUUCACCCUCUUUCUAAGUUUCUAAGGAGAUUUUCAUCUCUGUCAUAUACUGCUGGCAUCAGGUGUGCUGUUUUAGAAUGUUUUUUUCCCGCAAAUUGCAUUUUGGCAAAUGUUUGAAAAUUCUGUGUUAUUGGCUGCUUCAUUACAGGAGUUGCAUGUUCUGUUAAGAUGAAUUUCCACAAUAGCAUCGUGGGUGGACGCCCUAAUGGGUUACGAACCCAAUGCAUAUGGGUCUGGUACAUUUCUCAAAUGGCCGGUAAAUUAAAAUCUUCCCGGUCACGUUGUCCGGCGCAGCAUUUACUUAACGGAAACCCUGAUCUCUAUCUACAGUAUCCAUCCAUCCAUCUAAUCUAAUCUAUCUACACCAGGUGUGUCAGGUGAGUGCCCAGCAGCCAAUGCAGACAGAGCUCCUGAUGCGUCACCACCAGCUCCAGUCCCGCCUGGCCACACUCAAGAUAGAGAACGAGGAGGUGAGCUCUAACCCUAACACAGUCACAUGGUCAGAGUCAGUAAACUUACCACCUUGGCCAUGUUCAGUAGGUAAAAAUUAUGGAACUUGGUAGAUAAGAAUGUCAUGAAUAUUGUCCUUAUUGUACAUGUCAGAGAAUGCUACAAAAAGGUACCACAUCGUUGGUUCUUAAUGGACAGAAUUGAGCAGUUGAGAGCAAUAAGUGAUACAUUUAAUAAAAACUAAAUAAAAAAUGUAUGUCCAAUGGUCACUUUAUGGACGCUAUAGUCUCGUUUUAAUCUGACUAGGUAGGCGCAGAAAAUACUCUUAAAACUCAAUUGCUAAUGACCCUGUUAAAAAAUCAGGUAAAGGCCGGACGGCUCAUGAUGAGAGGCGGGGAGUGUGUUGUGUACCUCCAAUCAAGUCGAUUUGCAAAUGUUCAUCGAGAUUGGUGUCACAUUUGCUUAGAUAUGAUGGUAGGGAGAUGUGAAUUUAACAUUGAGCUUCAACCAAUACCUAUACUAUUGUGUGUUACACAAGGUUGUGCCCUGCUGAAUCUUUUAGGGGAAAACAUGCAUAUAGGAUAUGGAAACAUUCAGUAUGUUAAAACUGAUACACUGUCAGUCUUUUCUUGUCUCUUCAGAAAUCCAUCUAGGCAGAUGGCUAUAGGCAAACAGUGUGACUCAUGUUUAGAUGCACAUCAUGAAUACUCAAACAGACAUGCUUAUAUCCACUCAGGGCCAACAGAUGACCCCAGCAGCUCUGGUGAACCACACACUGACUGCAUUACUGUACUGUUGACCAUGUUCAUGACGGCUGGAGGCAUUCUCCUUCUCACACUAUAAGGAUGCACACACACACACACACACACACACACACACACAGUCCCUCCCUCUCACAAACAUUCACACACACAAUAAUGCAUUCACACACACCCUAUCUCACAUGCAAAGUGUAGCCCCUGGGAUCGCCUCUCAUCUAACAGGCAGGCAGGGGAGGCCCUACUUUAGCAGUAACACAUGACGACUGUCACCCAAGCAGUGUUUUCAAUCACAAUACAUCUUCUAAACUGACAAAGGUGUGGCCCUAGGGUUGACUCUCAUCUUCCAUCUCUUCCCCAUUACCCACCCACCCAGGCAGGCAGCCAGGCCCUAGCAGCUAGCACUGCAUCCUCCAGCUACAGAGACUGCUGCCUGUCUGCCUACUUGCCUGCCUGCCUCCUGCUGCUGCAGUGAUUCAGACAGAUGUGUGUAAAGGUCACCAUAUAUUUGUGCUGUGUGUUCAGCUUAUCUCCUAUGAAUAUGGAGGUGCUCAUCUCCUCUCCCUCUCACACAGACAAAACACCAGUUAUCUUCCUAAUUAUCUUCACACAGACCAAAAAACAUGUCCCCUACCGGGCUGACUGAACUUGACAUUAUGCAAGUGGUUGUAGGAUGUAGUACUGUGAUCAAGAUCGUGUCUGCAGAAUUCAUACUAGUGUAGAUGUGGGACAUUUUGUUCUUUAAUUUGACAUUUUGCUCUUAAAGGAAAAAUCGACUCAAAAACUAUAUUUUGGUAUUUGUUUCAUUAGUCCACUGUUGAUACAGUCCCAUACAGAUGUAGAACUUUAUGCAUUUUGCAUCAUCAUGACAAGUGGCAAGUGACAAUUAGCCUUUUGAAAGUUCUAUAUCUUGAAAGCUUGAUUGCUGACUAGCAUUUCUUGUCUAUUUUUCCUUUAAGAGCAUUAUACAAUUCCAAUUGAAGUCUCAUUGUGUGCAAGGAAAAUAUUGAUGUUGUGACACAGCUUAAUAAUGACUCUUCCCUUUCUGUCUGUCUUAGGUAAGAAAGACCCUGGAUGCCACCAUGCAGACUCUGCAGGACAUGCUGACGGUGGAGGACUUUGAUGUGUCUGAGGCUUUCCAACACAGCCAGUCCACUGAGUCGGUUAAGUCUGCCUCGUCUGACUCCUACAUGAGCAAGGCCAACGUUGCUAAGAGACGAGCCAACCAGCAGGAGACGGAGGGCUUCUACUUUACUGUGAGUGGCUCUGAUAAGUCACAUGGCUUAAGACUUCACUGUGAUUGACUCUGACAACUAACACCGGUUACUAAGCAUUAUAAAUGCUUUUUUUCUCAUUUGUAUGAAUGCUUCCUGGUAUUAAGUACUUUACUUUAACUACUUGGGUUUAGUGCCUUGCCCUAGUGCUCUGACCAGGUCCUGUGUGGCUCUGUUGGUAAGAUCAAAUCAAAUUUGAAUUGUCAAAUGGUUAACAACAGGUGUAGACUAACAGUUAAAUGCUUACUUAUGGGCCCUUUUCCAACAAUGCAGAAUAAAGUGAAACAAUGAAAAUGGAAAUAGUGACACAAGGAAUAAAUACACAGUGAAUAAUGAAUAACAAUAUCGAGUAAAAAUAACAUGGCUAUAUACAGGGAGUACCAGUACCAAGUCGAUGUGCAGUGGUAUGAGGUAAUGUGCAUACACUGAGUAUACAAAACAUUAGGAACACCAGCUCUUUCCAUGACAUAGACUGACCAGGUGAAAGCUAUGAUCCCUUAUUGAUGUCAACUGUUAAAUCCACUUCAAUCCGUGUAGAUUAAGGGGAGGUGACAGGUUAAAGAAAUAUGUUUAAGCCUUAAGACAAGUGAGACAUGGAUUGUGUGUGUGCCAUUCUGAGGGUGAAUGGGCAAGGCAAAAUAUGUACAUGCCUUUGAACAGGGUAUGGUAGUAGGUGCCAGGCUCACCAGUUUGUGUCAAGAACUGCAACGCUGCUGAGUUUUUCAUGCUCAACAGUUUCCCGUGUGUAUCAAGAAUGGUCCACCACCCAAUGGACAUCCAGCCAACAUGACACAACUGUGGGAAGCAUUGGAGUCAACAUGGGCCAGCAUCCCUGUGGAACGCUUUCGACACCUUGUAGAGUCCAUGCCCCGAUGAAUUGAGGCUGUUCUGAGGGCAAAAGAGGGUGCAACUCAAUAUUAUCAAAUCAAAAUCAAAUCAAGUUUUAUUUGUCACAUGCGCCGAAUACAACAGGUGUAGACCUUAGUGAAAUGCUUACUUACAAGCCCUUAACCAACAAUGCAGUUUUAAGAAAAAUAAGUGUCAAGUAAAAAAAAGAUAAGUUAAAAAAAGAUUGAAAAAUUGAAAAAUAACAAAUAAUUAAAGAGUAGCUGUAAAAUAACAGUAGUGAGGGAAAAAAAGUAUUUGAUCCCCUGCUGAUUUUGUACGUUUGCCCAUUGACAAAGAAAUUAUCAAUCUAUAAUUUUAAUGGUAGGUUUAUUUGAACAGUGAGAGACAGAAUAACAACAAAAAAAUCCAGAAAAACGCAUUUCAAAAAUGUUAUAAAUUGAUUUUCAUUUUAAUGAGGGAAAUAAGUAUUUGACCCCCUCUCAAUCAGAAAGAUUUCUGGCUCCCAGGUGUCUUUUAUACAGGUAACGAGCUGAGAUUAGGAGCACACUCUUAAAGGGAGUGUUCCUAAUCUCAGUCUGUUACCUGUAUAAAAGACACCUGUCCACAGAAGCAAUCAAUCAAUCAGAUUCCAAACUCUCCACCAUGGCCAAGACCAAAGAGCUCUCCAAGGAUGUCAGGGACAAGAUUGUAGACCUACACAAGGCUGGAAUGGCCUACAAGACCAUCGGCAAGCAGCUUGGUGAGAAGGUGACAACAGUUGGUGCAAUUAUUCGCAAAUGGAAGAAACACAAAAAACUGUCAAUCGCCUGGGGCUCCAUACAAGAUCUCACCUCGUGGAGUUGCAAUGAUCAUGAGAACGGUGAGGAAUCAUCCCAGAACUACACGGGAGGAUCUUGUCAAUGAUCUCAAGGCAGCUGGGACCAUAGUCACCAAGAAAACAAUUGGCAACACACUACGCCGUGAAGGACUGAAAUCCUACAGCGCCCGCAAGGUCCCCCUGCUCAAGAAAGCACAUAUACAGGGCCAUCUGAAGUUUGCCAAUGAACAUCUGAAUGAUUCAGAGGAGAACUGCGUGAAAGUUUUGUGGUCAGAUGAGACCAAAAUCGAGCUCUUUGGGAUCAACUCAACUUGCCGUGUUUGGAGGAGGAGGAAUGCUGCCUAUGACCCCAAGAACACCAUCCCCACCGUCAAACAUGGAGGUGGAAACAUUAUGCUUUGGGGGUGUUUUUCUGCUAAGGGAACAGGACAACUUCACCGCAUCAAAGGGACGAUGGACGGGGCCAUGUACCGUCAAAUCUUGGGUGAGAACCUCCUUCCCUCAGCCAGGGCAUUGAAAAUGGGUCGUGGAUGGGUAUUCCAGCAUGACAAUGACCCAAAACACACGGCCAAGGCAACAAAGGAGUGGUUCAAGAAGAAGCACAUUAAGGUCCUGGAGUGGCCUAGUCAGUCUCCAGACCUUAAUCCCAUAGAAAAUCUGUGGAGGGAGCUGAAGGUUUGAGUUGCCAAACGUCAGCCUCGAAACCUUAAUGACUUGGAGAAGAUCUGCAAAGAGGAGUGGAACAAAAUCCCUCUUGAGAUGUGUGCAAACCUGGUGGCCAACUACAAGAAACGUCUGACCUCUGUGAUUGCCAACAAGGGUUUUGCCACCAAGUACUAAGUCAUGUUUUGCAGAGGGGUCAAAUACUUAUUUCCCUCAUUAAAAUGCAAAUCAAUUCAUAACAUUUUUUACUUGCGUUUUUCUGGAUUUUUUUGUUGUUAUUCUGUCUCUCACUGUUCAAAUAAACCUACCAUUAAAAUUAUAGACUGAUCAUGUCUUUGUCAGUGGGCAAACUUACAAAAUCAGCAGGGGAUCAAAUACUUUUUUCCCUCACUGUACAGGGGGUACCGGUACAGAGUCAAUGUGCGUGGGGCACAGGUUAAUCCUGUAUUGACGCUUUGCCUGUUUGAUGGUUCGUUGGAGGGCAUAGCGGGAUUUCUUAUAAGCGUCCAGGUUAGAGUCCCACUCCUUGAAAGCGGCAGCUCUACCCUUUAGCUCAGUGCGGAUGUUACCUGUAAUCCAUGGCUUCUGGUUGGGGUAUGUAAGUACGGUCACUGUGGGGACGACGUCAUCGAUGCACUUAUUGAUGAAGCCAGUGACUGAUGUGGUGUACUCCUCAAUGCCCUUGAAAGAAUCCCGGAACAUAUUCCAGUCUGCUAGCAAAACAGUCCUGUAGCUUAGCAUCUGCGUCAUCUGACCACUUCUGUAUUGAGCGAGUCACUGGUACUUCCUGCUUUAGUUUUUGCUUGUAAGCAGGAACCAGGAGGAUAGAAUUAUGGUCAGAUUUGCCAAAUGGAGGGCGAGGGAAAGCUUUGUAAGCAUCUCUGUGUGUGGAGUAAAGGUGGUCUAGAGUUUUUUUUCCUCUGGUUGCACAUUUAACAUGCUGGUAGAAAUGAGGUAAAACGGAUAAAAGUUUUCCCUGCCACUAGGAGCGCCGCCUCUGGAUGAGCAUUUUCUUGUUUGCUUAUGGCCUUAUACAGCUCGUUGAGUGCGGUCUUAGUGCCAGCAUCGGUUUGUGAAGGUGUUCCUAAUUAGGAAGGUGUUCCUAAUGUUUUGUACACUCAGUGUAUAAGUAGGGUUAAAGUGACUAGGCAAAGGGAUAGAUAUUAGACAGUAGCAGCAGUGUGUGUGUGUGUGUGUGUGUGUGUGUGUGUGUGUGCAUUCAAUAUGCAUUAGUGCGCAUGUUAUGUGUGUGUGUGUGUGUGUCUGUGUGUGUGUUGGGGUGUCAAUGUAAGUAUGUGUGAGUGUGUGGGUAGAGUCCACUGUGUGUGCAUAGAGUAAGUGCAAGAGAGUUGGACAGUGGCAGCAGGUAGCAAUUUGAUUAGCUAUUUAGAAGUCUUGUUUAGCAGUCUUAUGGCUUGGUGGUAGAAAUUGUUCAGGGUCCUGUUGGUUCCAGACUUGGUGCAUCAGUACCGCUUGCCAUGCGGUAGCAAAGAGAACAGUCUGGCUUUGUAGGCUGAAUUCUUUGGGGGGAAAAAAGAAUUGACGCCGCCUGGUAUAGAGGUCCUGGAUGGCAGGGAGCUCAGCCCAGCUCGGCCCCAGAUCAUUGUCGUCAUGGGUUCAAUUCCCGCAGGGAUUUUACAUUUUACAUUUUUAGUCAUUUAGCAGACGCUCUUAUCCAGAGCGACUUACAGUUAGUGAGUGCAUACAUUAUUUUUUUCAUACUGGCCCCCCCGUGGGAAUCACAUACACAUAUACAAACUGUAAGUGUACUGUAAGUCACUUUACAAAAAGUGUCUGCUAAGUAUCAUACAUUAUUGUUAUUAUUAUAUUAACAAAACUUACAGUGCAUUAGAAAUGCUUUUUCCAUUUUUAUGAAUGAAUUGCACACUGCUAUUAGAGUACUUUAGCUACUCAAGUUUAGUGGCUUUCUCCAGUGUUCAUCAUUAUGCAGCAUUAUGCCUUGUGGAAGUCAGACAGGCAACCAUCUGGUUGUGAGUUCAUUUUACUGGUAUUAUCAUCAGGCUUUGCUGAUACAAGUCAUGCAAAUUAAUUAUGAAAUUAACCUUUUGCUCAAAUGCAGUACUGACUAGCCUACAAUCGCAAGUGUGGUCCUGUGUGGCUCAGUUUGUAAGAGUGUGGCAUUAGCUAAGGUUGCCAAGGUCGCGGCUUCAAUUCCUGCAGGGAUUACAUAUUAAACAGUAAUUCACUCACUGUACUACUUACUAUAAGUUGCUUUUGAUAAAAGCGUCUGCUAAAUGCCAUAUAUUACACAUUGUAAAAGUAUUCUCUCUCUCUCUUUGCAUUUUCUGUCUGUUUGUCUUUCUCUCUUGUGCUCUCUCUUGCUCUGUCUGUGUGUCUGUGUGUCUGUCUGUCUGUCUGUCUGUCUGUCUGUCUGUCUGUCUGUGUGUCUGUGUGUCUGUGUGUCUGUGUGUCUGCUUGUAUAGAAAUUCAAAGAGUACCUGAAUGGCAGCAACCUCAUAGUGAAACUACAGGCCAAGCAUGAUCUACUGAAGCAGACGCUAGGAGAAGGUGAGAACAACUCUUCACAUGGUUACAAUGUUAUUGUGCCUCUUCUGGAUCACAAUGCCGUUCAUAGGGGCAUCACCUCCACUUUAAAGCACUAG